Molecule: messenger RNA, 7497 nt
Organism: Sphaeramia orbicularis (orbiculate cardinalfish)
Lineage: Eukaryota; Metazoa; Chordata; Actinopteri; Kurtiformes; Apogonidae
Gene: ncam1a
Product: neural cell adhesion molecule 1a
Exons: 24
Coding region: 194-3262 (1022 amino acids)
Biological process (GO): synapse organization; homophilic cell-cell adhesion
Cellular component (GO): plasma membrane; axon; neuronal cell body
Molecular function (GO): protein binding; axon guidance receptor activity
Source: RefSeq, a predicted model, not a curated record
CUGCUGCUGGUUGUCACUCAUUGUGCUUCGAACACGGGUAGCGACAAGGACCAAAAACCCCUGUCCGUCCGUCCAUCCGUCUGUCCGUGCGUCCGUCCGUCCGGUACCGGUCUGUCCGUCUGUGGAACACCGUAUCUGGUUUUCAUUCACCUCGGCGGGUUUAAAGUGAGAAAUAUCUGUGACUGAUUUUACAAUGCUUCAGAGAAUCCCGGAGCUCCUGUGGGGUCUGCUGCUCCUCCUCGGCUGUGCAGCUGCCAUCCAGGUGCAAAUUGUACCAAUGAGAGGAGAGAUGAGCAUAGGAGAGUCCAAAUUCUUCGUAUGCGAAGUUGUGGGAGAUGUUAAAGACAUUGACUGGUACGACCCCCUUGGAGAGAAGAUCCUUCCAAACAGACAAGACAUCUCAGUAAACCGCUACGAAGAAGGCUCGACAUUCCUUACCAUUUACCACGCCAGGGUGUCUGACGCCGGCAUCUACAGGUGUGUGGCCAGGAACGGCAAUGAAGAGGCUGAAGCCACCGUCCAAGUCGAAAUUUACCAAAGGAUCACGUUCGUGAGUGCCCCCAGCCCACAGGAGUUUAACGAAGGUGACAACGCCAACAUAGUCUGUGAGGUGGAGAGCUUACCACCGGCAGAUAUCCAGUGGAAAGUUAAGGGCAACAGGAUCCGACCUGAUAAAGAUGUGCGAUUCGAGUACAUGCCAAAGGGCCACCUGCUGAUCCACGGCAUCAAGAAAUCAGAUGAGGGCAUGUACAACUGUGAGGCUCGUGUCCCGAUAAGGGGAGAAAUUGACCUCAGGAUGAUCAAGGUCGUUGUUAACGUGCUUCCCUCUAUCCGUGCUCGACAGUCGGAUGUCAACGCCACGGCGGACAACGGCAGCUCUGCUCUGUUGGCAUGCGACGCCGACGGCUUCCCUGAACCCACCGUCACCUGGACACAUAACAACAUUGUCCUUGAAUCUGGUGAUAAGUACAGCCUGAACGAGGAUGGCUCAGAAUUGGUAAUAAAAGACGUCAAGAAAGUGGAUGAAGGAGAUUACACUUGCAUCGCCAAGAACAAGGCAGGAGAGAAAGCUGAGGAAGUCAGUCUGAACGUGUUCGUGCAACCCAAGAUUACCUACCUGAAUAACCAGACUGCUGAAGAGUUUGAUGACCAGGUGGCCCUGACCUGCGAGGCCUCGGGCGACCCCACACCCACCAUCUCCUGGAGCUUUGAGAACAGGGUGUUCACUGAAGGAGAGCAGGCUUCUUGGACGCGACCAGACAAAUACGAGAGCCUUGACAGGAACAUCGUCGUCCGGAGCCAUGCACGAGUCUCCUCCCUCACCUUGAAAAAUGUGCAGUUCACAUAUGCCGGCCAGUAUCUGUGCACCGCCAUCAACUCGAUUGGUCAGGACAGCCAGUCCAUGUACCUGGAAGUCAGCUAUGCUCCAAAGAUCCUGGGUGAUGUGACCGUGUACACGUGGGAGGGAAACCCCGCCAACAUCAGCUGUGAGGUGGAGGCCCACCCCGGGGCCUCAGUUCUCUGGUUCAGAGACGGCCUGCAGCUGCCCACUGCCAACAGCACCAACCUGAAGAUCUACAACACACCCACUGUCAGCUACCUGGAGGUCACCCCUGAUUCCCAGAAUGACUUUGGGAGUUAUAACUGCACAGCGACGAACACAUUGGGAACAGAGUCAAAGGAGUUCCUCCUCAUCCAAGCAGAGGUGCCAUCAUCGCCUGAAAUCCAGCAAGUGGAACCUUUCUCCACUACCGCUGUGGUGGAGUUUGAGGAGCCUGACUCCAUGGGUGGAGUGCCCAUUAUCAAAUACAGGGUGGAAUGGCGUUUGGUGGGAAAUCAGUGGGCAGGCGAGGUGUUCGAUGCAACAGCCGACAUGACCAAGAUCACCAUCUCCGGCCUGAAGCCUGAGACUGACUACGAGGUCAAGAUGUCAGCCAUUAAUGGCAAAGGUGAAGGCGAGAGCAGCGUGGCCAGCACUUUCAAGACCAAUCCAAUCCGGUAUUCUUUCACAAACAGCAGUCCAUUUCUUUACUCUAACGUGGCUUCAGUUUCAUCAGAGAUUCCACCCACUAUCGCUGCCACCACUAUGGCCCGUAAAGGGGAACCCAGUACCCCCAUACUACAGGUCAAGGUCCACAGCAACGGCAACGCUCUUAAGGUCAACUGGAUCAAGCAGGAUGACGGCGGUUCUCCCAUUAAACAUUAUCUGAUCCGAUACAAGGCUAAACAUGUCUCGGAUUGGAAACCGGAGAUCCGCAUCCCCUACGGCAGCGACUACGUCAUACUGAACGGCCUGGAGUGGAAUACAGAGUAUGAGGUUCACGUUCUGGCAGAGAAUCAGCGGGGCAAGUCCCAGCCCGGCAUCCAGUACAUGAGAACAGCCACACAGCCCACCACCAUCCCAGACGGUACCAGCGGGGGAUCAGGCCUCAGCACCGGCGCCAUCGUGGGUAUCCUCAUCGUUGUCUUCUUCCUGCUGCUGGUGGGUGUGGAUGUCACUUGCUACUUCCUCAAUAAGUGUGGACUCCUCAUGUGCAUCGCUGUCAAUGUCUGCGGUAAAGCUGGUCCUGGCGCCAAAGGCAAGGACAUAGAGGAGGGCAAGGCAGCUUUCACGAAAGAUGAGUCUAAGGAGCCCAUUGUGGAGGUUAGAACAGAGGAAGAACACACCCCAAACCAAGAGGGAGGGGGUCCCACUGAGCCCAACGAGACCACCCCUCUGACAGAACCAGAACCUACUGCAGCAGACCCUUCCACUGUGGUAAACUUGAUCCCUUCCGCUGCCACUAACUCGGUUGCUGAGAGCUUUAGCCCGGCCCAGAGCAGUGAAUGCACCACGCUACCCACCAGCGCCUCCAGCCCCACCAAAGCUACCCCUGAGAAGCUGUCCCCACAAAACAGCCUCGCUAACACCCAGCCUGAUGUUGGGCCCCUGGUUGACCUGAGCGACACCCCUAAAACCCCUCCACCGUCCAACCCAACGUCCCUUGUCUCAGAGCCCAUCAGCUCCUCCACUGCUAAUGCUGAGGGGCCCCAGGUCCAGUGCGACCUGGUCAAAGCCCCCGAGAACAUCCCGACUAAGGACUUACAAGUAGACAGCCCAACCACGGAUGCGCCCAAUACGACCACACCAGUCCAAAACAACGGGAAGACCGUGAAGGACGAAAACACCAAAAAUGAAACAGAGGUGAACAACGCUACAACCGAGGUGAAGACAGUUCCCAGUGAGGCUCCCCAGAUGAACGGCAAUGAAAGCAAAGCGUAAUUUGCCCCGAGAUCAGCAGGAAGAAAGAAGGGGAUGGCCGGGUGUGGGGUUUCCUUGGGUUUUAAAUGUGGGUGGGGUGGGGGGUGGGGUCACUGUCACUGAAACCUUGAACCAAUGUCGCACACAACGACAUUCCAUCAGAGAAAAAUGACAAAAAGCAACAGAAAAUUAAAAAAAAAAAAAAAAAGAAGAAAUCAUGGGUCUCCAGUGUCUUCUGACUAGGAAAUUGUAAUGAGUUCAUGCACAUGCCUUAGUUCCUUCUAUUCUUUUAUUUGUCACAGAAAAUGGAAAUUUCAUUCUUAGAAUCCACCAGUUUGCUUGUAUGUAAUGUUAAACGGAUCACCACAGAACAGAAUCGAAAUGAUUAUCCUCUAGAUCACUAUGGACUGUAGCUUUACUGCCUUAAUCCUGUACACAUGUAAGACUGGGACAUUACCAACACUACUAUUCUUUAUGCAGUAUGAUCAUUGUUGUGGUAAUGGAUUAUUGAUUUAUUUUCCUUUGUCAAUAUUGUGUUGUGUUAAAAUAAUGUGUGGAUGUUAUUGCCUAUUUAGCUUUGUUUGAAUGUGUUAUUUUCAAGGCUAGAGUUUAGAACGAUAGCAUGCUUGUUUUUUGCAAUGUAUUUCUGUACAUGUUGCUGUCCUUGUCUAUAGAUAGAUUUUUUUUUUCUUUGUAAAGGUUUCCACCAUCUUCUGGUCCAGAAAUGGUUUUGCUGAAUUAAGCAACAAGAAACUGAAUAAGACACCCCAAGAAGAACAUUUAAUAUGCUGUAAAAGUUGAACUUCUGGUAGUUCAAUGCUGUCUCCUAAAAAUUAUGCUCAUUUACACUAUUUUUUAUUUUUUCAAAAUGAUUUGGAGGAAAUAUGAAUGCAUGGUUUGCAGGGAUUAUGUUCACUGACAAUGUUUCCAGUCAUUGUCAAUGAACAUCUCGCUAUUAUAGUGGCUAAACAGAGUAGGAAUGCAAUUGUUGGCAAUAGCAUGCGGGGGAAUUGAGCAAAAUCUGUGCAAAAAAUAUUUAUGUUUGUUUACUUUUUUUUCUGAUUCCAUGUUUGUGUUGCUCUAUUUCAAAAUAUUAACUGUGUGGAAUUUUUGUGUGUAUGAACAGAAUUUAAAGGAGACAGAGGAAGAUGGGUGAUGGUUAGGGGUUGGGGUCCAGGUAAAAUGAGCAUAUAAAGCUGUGUCGAGCUGUCAGGAUCAUCAAACUUCCAAACCCAUAAACAUCCAGUAUAUGGUAGAAACAAGUGAUCUGGUUUUAGUAACACACAAGCCAUCAUGCACUCGUCCAGAGUUAAUUAUUCUCAGUUGGAUUUCAUCAAGUUGAAAAACUUGACAAAAUAUACCAGGUGCACUCAGAUCACUCCUCAAUGUAUCCUAAAUACUGGACAAAAACAACUGAGUUACAGUAUGUAAAGUCAGUUAGAAGUUGCUGAUACAUUUGCAAGUUGUCAUUCAUAUUUUCGGUGUAAAUGUUGAAAUUCCUAAACCCAGUGACACUGAGCCAAACAGUUUAUAUGCAGCUCCAUUUUCUGUCCAAACAGUACCACUACUUCUGGACUCAGUGUGGACCAAACAUUGAGAUUUCGUGAACCUUUUAUUCAUCAUCUCACUGACCAUGUUUCACGGAGGUGGCCCCAGACACAGCUAAUAUGUUUGUUGCUCUUAUACUGUCAUUGGAUUUUCUUUUGAUUUGAAGAACGAACCUUUAUGUCUUUGUCUCUCACGUACUGUACAAACCACCACUUUUUCUUGAGGUCUCCUUUAAGCACUUCGGACCACUUCUUUACCUGGUCAUUUGGGUGUGAACAUAGACUGAGGGAGGCUACAUGCAUUCUGUCACAACAAUGUACUACAGGUCAGUAAGUUAGAUGCCUUGUGGUUAACCAUCUAUACUCUCUGCUUCAUUGUCCUUGUUCCCCUUAAUUUUCACUACUUGUUAGUGAAUGUCCUGAAAGCUUAGCUGGCUUUGAGUAACCAAACGGCCUUGAUCCCCUUCAGCCGCUGGUGUCAGUCAACCACAGACGAUGUUAAUGUGGAUUUGUGACACUAAUGUUUCCAACAUUGUGCACUCACAGUGUGUCACUGUAUGUCAGAAAUGUAGUCAUGGUUGGCAGACAGUGGUCCUUGGUGAAUAUGUGCACACUAAGUUCUAAGUAGUAUCUUAUGUAGUAGCACUUCAGUACUUUAGCUGCUUUAGGGUUAAUUGGUUGUUAACUGCAAACAUUCAGGACUUAAUCUAGCAGCUAUUUUCAAGCAAAGAAACAUGAGUUGAAAGUAGUCUUUGCAUGUGGUCCGACCACAGUAUUUAUGGUCUCUACCAAAUUUAACUCAAUUGUUAUGCAUUCAUGAUGCUGUAGGACUCUACACUCAUCCUCUUCCUGUCUACAACUGUGUGGCCAAACAGUUGAAAUUCAGAUUUACUGUUUAUUAAAAAUUUUAAGUCAUGUUCCUGAUGCCACACCAAUCCCACUUUUGCUCUUGCGUUGUAUUUGUCCUCAAGGUGCACAGAGCGGAGACUGUAAUAGCUGCUAAAGCAGGCCGUUUGCAUUCACUUGAGGCUAAGAUCAAUUUCCUUGCGUUUGUUGACUGAAGCCUGGACUGAGGCAGGUAUCUCUGGACUUCAAACCUUAAAACCUCAACAACAGAAACCUGAGGAGGUUCAAAGGAUCUGGUUAUUUUGAGCAACAUCUGGGAUCAUAUUUACCAGUUUAAUUAAACUAUCUCAGUUUGGUAGAACCAUCUUUUCUUUCCUAAGCCCUAUUCACAUGGGACUAGUACUACCUGUGAACCCCUGGUCAUUUCUAAUUAUAAUUGGGCAGAUUGUCUUUGAUCUUAAUCCUGUGCAAAUCAUCUACAUUUAUAAUUUGUAAAAUACCCUAUUUAUGCAAAUACAGAGAUCCUGUGAUAAUGGUAGUCCCAUGCAAACCAACAUAUCUGUGAUUUGGUGGUAUUUGCAAUGAAUUUGCAUUCAGCGGACAUUUAUUCAAUCUAUUUCUUGGUCGAGGAUUAUGGCAGCUGCAUUGGUGAUCAUAAAUGAAAGUUUUAAAAUAGCCACGAUAUAACAUAUUCAGUGAAAGAGCACAUUUAAAUCCUUCAAAAGAGCAACACCUCAGAGAUGGAUAAGAUGGAUACCAUGCAUCGCAACUUCAGUAAGGAACAUUUUUCUGUCCGUCAGCAGGUAUCAGUACAUGCUGAGCCCUAACGUUCAAGCAGGGAAUAAUGUCAGUAAAUUUAAGUAAAAAAACAGACCUUGCUGAUUCCGCGUGAAUGCACCAGAUGUCCGCAUUUUAUACUUGUCCUAUGAAAAUAUCUCUUUACUCAUUACCCACUUUUGAAUUCUUUACUCUUUAUGGACUUUAUCUUGAUGAGGACUUGGGUUUGGUUAUGUAGUUCAUUAUAGGAAAGGUUUAAGCAUGUGUCUAUGUUGUAAUCCUCAUUAGAUCCUGUGUAAGAUUAGCGUAGCCAACACUUUCAACUACCAAAAGUCCUUCAAAAUAAAGAAAUAAAACCCUAAGCUGUCACAGGUCCCAAAGAUUCCUCUAGAAUACUGUUGCACUUCUUAACAUCACCACGUCUAGAGUUACGUUUGAGCUGUGUAUGAACUGAUUUAGUUUAGGCUGUGUGUUAGCCACAUGUUAAAUGCAGAAACUCUCAAAGAAAGUCUAAUACACAUAUGUUUGUCCUUUCGGUACUUCUGUGUAGUCCUAACCCUAAAAAGGGAAAAAGGUGGCUGAUGACAGGUUGAAACUGUUAGGUAUUUGUCUGUAGCUGAAUGUACUCACACAGCCUUUCCGUGGGCUUUGACUCCCACAAACCUGAAUGCAGAACAAAUGUGGCCUCAUAAAACCUGAACAGGAAGGCAGUUGGUCUGUUGUGUUUAAAGGUUCUGUUUGGAUGCAUAUACAUGGUUCUACAAUGAUAAUGAUAAGAAGCCAUAAUACUCUGCUGUGGAUUUGGAAGUUCAAAGUCUUAAAAAUAUUUGUGUACAGUGUUUCUCCUUCUUUAGACUGCAAGUUAGUACACUGUGAAUGUGUGAAUCCAUUGUGUCCUUUGUCAUGUAGUUGAGAGAUUAGUCUGAUUGUGAAAACACGUAGCUGACAGAACACAAGGGAAUUCUCAGUGGCAACAUAGAAAUCUGACAGCAGCAAACUGGAAAGACACAGUGCCUUUGAAAAAGAAAACGGUGGCAUGCAUUCCAUUCCUCUCAGUGUCUUUGCAUUAAAGGUUUCACAUCUCCA